Messenger RNA from Drosophila eugracilis, 983 nucleotides. It is a transcript of the gene Dic3, whose product is annotated as mitochondrial dicarboxylate carrier. Gene Ontology annotation, molecular function: oxaloacetate transmembrane transporter activity; sulfate transmembrane transporter activity; succinate transmembrane transporter activity. Gene Ontology annotation, biological process: oxaloacetate transport; phosphate ion transmembrane transport; succinate transmembrane transport. The record is from RefSeq and is a predicted model, not a curated record. The transcript has 2 exons. Bases 49 to 909 code for a protein of 286 amino acids. Lineage: Eukaryota; Metazoa; Arthropoda; Insecta; Diptera; Drosophilidae.
UUCAAAAUCUUUUCCAUUUUUGUAAUAGUCAGAGAUCGAGUUCGAUCAAUGAGUGGAGACAACACAAAACGUCUGCCGCGAUGGUGGUCCGGUGGCGUUUGUGCUGCGCUCGCAGUGACCUUCACCCAUCCACUGGAUCUGGUCAAGGUGCAGUUACAGACGCAGUCGACUAAGGACAGGCAGAGUGUGGGCGUGAUCAUAAAAAACAUCUACCAACGUGCAGGCUUCUUGGGUUUUUACAAUGGCAUCUCGGCCUCCUGGUUCCGCCAGCUAACCUACACCACCGCUCGUUUUGCCUUGUACGAAACCGGCAAGAAUUACGUUGACGCCGAAAACGUAAGUACCAAGAUGGGUCUGGCAACCUUUGCAGGUCUCUUUGGUGGAAUGGUAGGGGUUCCCGGUGAUGUGGUCACAGUGCGGCUGCAGAACGACAGCAAGUUACCGCCGGAGAGCAGACGUAACUACAAACACGUUUUUGACGGCCUUUUUCGCAUUUACAAAGAGGAGGGCAUAUCUAGCUUGUUCCGGGGAACUGUACCAGCCGUUUCACGCUCAAUUUUGCUGACCAUCGGCACCAAUGCCGCCUACGACCAGGUGAAGGUGAUAUUGAAAGCCACCACAGGGCUGGAAGAUGGAGUACCGCUGCACUUUGCCACAUCUACGGCAGCGGGAUGCAUUGCUACAGUGAUAACACAGCCGCUGGACGUGCUCAAGACGACCUUUAUGAACGCCAAGCCGGGCGAGUUCUCCGGGAUCGGCGCAGCCUUCAUCAGCAUCGCCAAGCAAGGACCUUUGGCUUUCUACAAAGGCUUUAUUCCGGCCUUGAUACGUGUUAGUCCCAAUACGAUUAUCACCUUCAUUCUGUACGAGCAAGCGAGAAUGCGAUUCGGCUAUCUACCAAAAGAUUGACGUGUAAAUUCUCUCCUAUUGCCAAACGAUUUCGACUGGCUAUUUUGAAAUUUUUAAAUUUCCAAUAUUUUCUA